Molecule: messenger RNA, 381 nt
Organism: Serinus canaria (Common canary)
Lineage: Eukaryota; Metazoa; Chordata; Aves; Passeriformes; Fringillidae
Product: histone H3-like centromeric protein A
Exons: 5
Coding region: 1-381 (126 amino acids)
Cellular component (GO): nucleosome
Molecular function (GO): DNA binding; protein heterodimerization activity; structural constituent of chromatin
Source: RefSeq, a predicted model, not a curated record
AUGCCCCGCCCCAAACUCACCCCCCGAAGGCGCCGGGGUCCCCCAGCCCCCCCAUGGCCCCAGCCGCGGGCACGCAGUGACACCCCUAUGGACCUCCCACUAAACCUCCACAGAUACCAGAGCAGCACCCGCCUCCUGCUGCACGCUGGCCCUUUCGCCUGCCUCGUGCAGGAGAUCUGCCUACUUCUCACCCACGGGGUCGAUUACCACUGGCAGCGCAUGGCCCUGCUGGCACUGCAGGAGGCAGCAGAGGCCUUCAUGGUGCAGCUGCUGGAAGACAUGUACAUGUGCUCACUGGACGCCCGCCGAGUCACCCUGUUCCCCAAGGAUGUGCAGCUGGCCUGGUGCCUGCAGGGACCCCAGGUGGGGGCAUCUGAAUGA